AUGACAACACAUUCACAUCAAGGUGGAAAAGUAUUUGGUCAGUUGAAGAAACAACAAGAGAAUGACUUGGAUUCCAUAUCAGCUGAAUUCCCUGAAGUAGAGGAGGCAUUGAUUCAAAAGUAUAAAGAACAAUUUAUGGCCUACGAUGUCAACAAUAGUGGUGAUAUCGACAUGAUGGAGUUGAAGUUGAUGUUGGAGAGAGUUGGACAAACCAAGACACAUUUGGAACUCAAAAAGAUGAUGGCCGAAGUAUCUAGCAACGGUGAAACCAUCACAUUUAGAGACUUUCUUGUUAUGAUGACUGGCAAGAAGAGUUCAAUCCUUCAAAAGAUUUUAAUGUUUGAAGAGAUGACCAAGAAACCAGAAACACCAAAAGGUCCACCACCAAAGAAAUCAAUUACUGAUUUUUUCAAUAAGAUUAAAAAGAGAUAA
Molecule: messenger RNA, 432 nt
Organism: Cavenderia fasciculata
Lineage: Eukaryota; Evosea; Eumycetozoa; Acytosteliales; Cavenderiaceae
Gene: cbpB
Product: calcium-binding protein
Exons: 2
Coding region: 1-432 (143 amino acids)
Biological process (GO): actin filament bundle assembly; ruffle assembly
Cellular component (GO): ruffle membrane; actin filament
Molecular function (GO): actin filament binding; calcium ion binding
Source: RefSeq, a predicted model, not a curated record